Molecule: messenger RNA, 984 nt
Organism: Pestalotiopsis fici W106-1
Lineage: Eukaryota; Fungi; Ascomycota; Sordariomycetes; Amphisphaeriales; Sporocadaceae
Exons: 4
Coding region: 1-984 (327 amino acids)
Source: RefSeq, a predicted model, not a curated record
AUGGCACCUAGCUACGACGCGACGGCAACGGCCAGUGGCCUAGUCACUGACUUUGCGUCUGCAAUCAAGGAUAAAGUUGUGCUGACCACGGGUGUAUCCUCGGGCAGUCUUGGCGCCCUCUUUGUUGAAGCCAUAGCCAAAGCUCAGCCAGCUCUGCUCAUCUUGGCGUCUCGCAGCCCGGCCAAGAUAGAAAAGACAGCAGCGUCAAUCCAAGCCGACAAUCCAGAUGUCCGUAUUCGUAUUCUCGAGCUAGAUCUUGGCUCCUUGCUCGCUGUGAGAAAGUCGGCUGAAACUGUCAAUUCGUGGCAAGAUGUACCGUCCAUUGAUGUGCUGGUCAAUAAUGCUGGCAUCAUGGCUGUCGAUUACAAGCUGACGGCCGAGGGCAUUGAGAGCCAGUUUGCAACCAAUCAUGUUGGCCACUUUUUGUUUGCCAAUUUGAUCAUGGAGAAGCUUCUGGCUGCAAACUCGCCGCGCGUGGUCAAUGUAAGUAGCGACGGCCAUCGCGCCAGCGCCAUCCGAUUUGCCGACUACAAUUUCGAUAAUGGAAAAACAUACAACAAAUGGGUGGCCUAUGGACAAUCAAAAACGGCCAACAUCCUCUUCUCUCUGUCUUUGGCUGAGAAGCUAGGCAAGCGUGGCCUGCAAUCGUACAGUCUUCAUCCCGGCGUCAUCAAUACCAAUUUGGGUACACACAUUGAUUGGAAUGAGGAUAUACAUGGUCUGUUGGCUCUCGAUCGUUCUCUUGGAAAUGCCGAGGGCUGGGGGACGGAUUUUAAGUGGAAGACGCCGGAUCAAGGUGCCGCCACUCAUGUUUUCGCGGCCUUUGCGACAACUCUGAAAGAGAACAAUGGCAGCUACUUGGAGAAUUCUCAUAUUGCCGACCCUUGGGUUGACACGGUGAAGCCGUGGGCGACAAGUCCGAUUGAGGCCGAGCGCCUAUGGAAACUCAGCGAGAAGCUAGUCGGGCAAGAGUUUCCGUACUAA